Aureobasidium vineae is the source of this 204-nucleotide messenger RNA. NCBI's taxonomy places the organism in Eukaryota, Fungi, Ascomycota, Dothideomycetes, Dothideales, Saccotheciaceae. The record is from the annotation of a GenBank genome assembly.
AUGGAGGCCGCUACCAAAGGCCACUUCCGCCUGGCGGGACGUGAAUUCCCCAAGGUCAACUGGCUUACUGACCCUGGUUUGAGAAGGAAUUACAUCUGCUUGAUGUUCGUCGUUAUCACCAGUGCCACCAACGGUUACGAUGGUUCCAUGAUGAACGGUCUUCAGGCCCUUACUAUCUGGCAAGAUGUCCUGAGCACAUGCUAA